UUUUCUUUUGGUUUUUAUGUUUUGCUAACUAUUUUUUUUAUCGAAACCUAUUAACAUGGGAUCUAGUUUCAAAGAUCUUGACGCGAUAAAUUCAACGACGUAUUGACCUAUAACGUCUAUAUAAGCUGGCAAUGGUGCGGUCCAAUAGAGAUUUAGAAACAAUAUUAAUUAUAAGAUUUUAAAAACAUACUAUUAAAUCAGUUCAAAAAAAGUGUAUUUAAAUAAAAGGAGAAUCAAUCAGUAAUCUUGAAUCGGUUGACGCACAUGGCUAUAAAAAAGGUAGUACCAUGUAGUCCAUGAAAGCCUCAACUGACAUGUAUGCGUCAACUGAAUGUAGUCCAUCAUCGGUCAAAGUCAUACACUGUUGUGUUAGUAUGAUUUCAUAGCCCGAUAUAAAACUUUGUUUGACGAUUUUGAUGAUAUAGUGGUACCGUGUAUAGUGCAUGACUCAGAUGUGUGAUAGGUCGUUAUUAGGUACUCCCUUCGUCCAGAAUUUCUUGUCCAUAAAUGGAUAAAAGUACAUGUAUCUAUAACUAAAAUAUGUCUAGAUACAUUCAUUUUUAUGACAAGUAUUUUCGGACGGAGAGAGUACAUAACGUCCAAGAUAGCCUAGCACUGAUAGGUCAUGGUUCCUUCUGCUCUAUAAAAUAAUCCAAGAUUUUCAGUCCCUUAAAUGUAUCCAAACAUUUCUCUUACGUCUCCUCGAUGUUUCCUGGUAGGCACAUGACUGUACUUUGUCAGCAGAUCGAUGGCGAGUGCAAUAUUGGGAGGUGUACCAUCCACGAGGCGAGGUAGAUGAACAAUGUUCUAGUCAAAGUCAAAGAAUAGUACUUUUCUUGUCGAAGAAUAGUUAUCAACCCAAGAAUUUGGUCCACAUGUCCCCAAGAAAUCAUAUAUAGCAAGAAAGAUCAAAACUCAAAAACACACGUUAAGCUACCUUUACAUGCAAACUAAGCUGAGACCGGCCUAAUUGAGCUGAUCGCUCGACACCAGGCACCUAGGACAUGGCCGGAGGAGACGACCUGAAGCUGCUGGGGAUUUGGGCGAGCCCGCACGUCUUGCGAGUGCGACUCGCGCUCCACCUCAGGGGCUUGAGCUACGAGUACGUCGAGGAGCAAGGCCUCAAGAACUACAAGAGCGAUGAGCUGCUCCUCAACAGUAAGCUACCGGUGCUGAUCCACGACGGCAAGCCUGUCUACGGCAUAUCGUUGAGCCUAAUCCAGUACCUCGACGAGGCCUUCGCCGGUGCCGGCUCCUCCCUCCUCCCCGACGACCCCUCCGAGCGUGCUAUCGCUCGCUACUGGGGUGACUUUAUGGAUGACACGGUAUUGUAUUUUUUUUCUUGAUAACAGAAGU
Messenger RNA from Aegilops tauschii subsp. strangulata, 1356 nucleotides. NCBI's taxonomy places the organism in Eukaryota, Viridiplantae, Streptophyta, Magnoliopsida, Poales, Poaceae. The record is from RefSeq and is a predicted model, not a curated record.